Molecule: messenger RNA, 2698 nt
Organism: Mucor mucedo
Lineage: Eukaryota; Fungi; Mucoromycota; Mucoromycetes; Mucorales; Mucoraceae
Exons: 6
Coding region: 11-2269 (752 amino acids)
Source: RefSeq, a predicted model, not a curated record
CUAAAACGGGAUGCGUACACCAAUUUAUCCUGAAAUUGAAGCUUUUAUACAAACGAAAAAGUUAAAAAAAUAUGAAAGCCAACAACAGGAAACUGCUAGUGAAACCAUUAACAAACCAAGUAAAAGAAAGAAAGGUGUAAAAAGAAAAGAUACCCCAGAAGAGAAAAAGGCAAAAAGUGAUGCAAAAAGAGCUAGAAAUGUUGUCCCAAAUACAUCGAGUCUAGUAUGUAAGUCCUGCGGUCAAAAUGGCCAUGCAUCUGCUAGGUCCAGAGAGUGCCUGAAUUAUAAUUAUACAGUAAAAGAAUUGAUUCAACAAAAUCUGGGUUCUCAAAAUCAAAGAUAUACAGUCUCCAUACCUCUCAAGUCAUUCAUGUCUUCAGUAGAUGAGAAUGCGAAUAACACGGCGGUUGAAAAAAUCAAAAGUCUUUCAAUGUUUUUGCGAAAAGUCGCCUACAACGCUCAGCUUUUUGUCAACUUUUAUAUUUUGAAACAUCCAAACAGUUUGCCUAAUGAACUAUUGAAACAAAACUUUUGGUAUAGCGUAUGUAGAGUGGUGUACCAAAAUUUAUCAAUUCAAAAUUUUCAAUCACAAUAUCCACUUAUUCCCCACCUCGCCGAAGUAUGGGAUGAGCUUAACGGUGUUGAAGGCGUCAACUUGACAGUUGAUAAAGGAAAUUUAACUCUUUACGGUCAAGUGGUUUCAUCCGCUUGUGAAUCUAUAGCUACUUGUUAUAACAACUAUUAUAUAGAGAACUUUGAAAAUAUUAUUGCAAACUACUUUAUAUACAUGAUCCGUCAAGCAUUUCAUGACAUAAAAAUGCCCAUAGUAAAACAUAUAGUAUACGAACAUGUGCUCAAUGUACUAUUUUCUCCAGGACUGGGAGCCAUCAAUUCUGACAAUAUUUCCACUUCUUUGAACAGUAAAGAGCAAGAAAACAUUUGUACGUUUUUAAACCCAUUGAUAUUGGAGAUCAAGAAUCGUAUACCAGCAUUUCCUGUGACAAAGGCAACUCUAAAUAAUGCCCCAUUCAGCAUUAUGCCAGUACUUAAGCACAUUCUGGAGAAAUAUGAGUCCUUAAUUGUGGAAGCACCGCUACCUGUUCCUGUCUCUCAAUUGGAAAUCAUCUCACAAGAACAAUCAGACGAGACCCAUCAAGUAAAUAAAAGACCAAGAAAAAAGAAGAAAGUAAAAAAAUACAAAAACGACAACAACGGCGUAAAAAGAGAUUUCCAGCCGCCUCGUCUCUUCAGUCUAUUCCCGAACCCUGGCUUGCAUUGGCGUUUCGUUAAAAUAGAUAGCCAAAAUUUGACUGGUCUGUUUCCGACGGCUUCAAUGGAACGGUUAGAGGAAGAAACAGUUUUUGAAUUCACCCAAAGAUAUUUUUUUGCCCGUUUUAAUUUUGCUCAACGAAAAGGAAGGAUGUUUAUUAAUAGCCUGUACACAGAUGGGUACACUUGUAGGAUUUCUUUUUGCCGAAAGGCAUAUGCAGAAUCUCCUGUGAAUGAAACUGCUUUGGAGCUGCAAGAUUUUAAUAGUGAAGAAAUAGAUCGUUAUUUUAGACCUUGCACAGUAGAUCCCAACAGAAAAGAUGCUUUUGUGUCAUUUCAUGGUAACACGGAUGUUAGGCGGCUUUCAUCUGCCGAAUAUUACAACAUGAAUGGAAGUGCCAAUCGUAUGAAGUUGGAGCAAGACAGGAAGAAAGAACAAGGAGUGCAAACAAUCGAGACAAACAUACCUUCUGUAAAGUCAGCAGUUACUGAUAAAUAUAUUACGCAUGUGAAAUACAUGAUGCAACAUAAGGACACACUAUUUAGUUUUUACAAUUUUCAGACAGCAAGAGUCAAAUGGUGUAAUUACAUUGGAAAACAGCGUGCCCUCCAGGAUGCUGUAAAUACCCUAAUUAACGGAUCAAAGAAAUACAAUAAAGGACGACGGAAGAAAACAAGAAAAAACAAGAGAAAAAGAAGCAAGACAGCUGCAAAGUAUCAAAGCAACACCCCUCAAGCCGGAUCAAGACAAAGAAAAAGAGCAUCCAGAAGCCACAAAGAGAAAUUUGAGGAGGGUGACAAAAGUAAAAUGCCAUUGAUAAUUUUUGGGGACGGUUUGAAGAAUAAAAGUCACGUAAAGAUCAGUGGGAUUAGGCAUGGCGUCUCUGAAAUGAUAUACAGACAGUUGAAGCUGCGGGAAAAACUUGGAGAGUUAUUGCUACUUGACAUAGAUGAAUAUAAAACAUCAAAGGUGAAAGAUAUACGUGUCUAUAACAUGUAAUUACUAAUACAAUGUCAUUUCUUUCUUAGAACUGCAAUAACUGCCUAGAAAGUAGUCUAGAAAACUUAAAGUAUAAAUGUGGAACGGACAACCGAUCAAUCCAUCAAAUAUUCUUCUGCAAAAAAUGCAAUAUUCGUUGGAAUCGUGACGUUAUGGCUACGAAAAACAUGUACACCAUUGCCACCUCAAUUUGGAGAGGUGAUGGCCGACCCGAUGUCUUUAAAAGACAAAGCGCCACCUCCAAUGUGGUUGCCACACCCUCACCGGCGAUGGCUUAAAGAUACCUACAGGUAAAAAAAAAAAAAAAAAAAAAAAAAAAAAAAAAAGUCUAACACUAAAUCUGAAUUUCCAUUUUAUAUCGUCUGAAAAAGGUAAGCAAAUGUCUGAAAAAAAACUGAUGUUGUCUGAAUUUGAAGUGUAAACACUGUA